Molecule: messenger RNA, 254 nt
Organism: Cuscuta campestris
Lineage: Eukaryota; Viridiplantae; Streptophyta; Magnoliopsida; Solanales; Convolvulaceae
Source: the annotation of a GenBank genome assembly
AGUCCAAAAUGAUCGAGUUAAAGACGGACAUGCAAAGGAUCAAGGAGAAAUUGUCUGAUUUAGAAACUGAGGACCAUAUUCAUCGAAAACAGACAUUAUUGAAUUCACAAUCUAAAAGAAUGUCAGGACGUUUUACUCUAGGCAAUCAGCCUUCAGAGAAUGGCCAUCAGUUUAUGCAGGACCCACAAGCAGCAAAAGCAUUAAAACCAUUUGGCACAUUAUCAUUGAGAAGAUCCCAAAUUGAUAGACAACGA